This is a messenger RNA of Cladocopium goreaui, 885 nucleotides long. The record is from the annotation of a GenBank genome assembly. Lineage: Eukaryota; Dinophyceae; Suessiales; Symbiodiniaceae.
AUGGCUAAGCGGAUUGCCUUGUGCUGCCUCUUUCUGGUUGCUUGCAGCUGGUGCAGUUGGAGGUCCCCAGCCAUGGCUCUGCGGCGCGUCCUGGUGACUGGCGGAAACAAAGGCAUUGGCCGAGCACUCUGUCGGCAGCUGGCAGCAGAUCAUGGUUUCUAUGUCCUGCUGGGUAGCCGGGAUCCAGGACGAGGUGAAGAAGCUGUGAAGAGCAUUUUGGAGAAAAGCCCAGAGUGCCAGGAUCGUCUGGAGUUCCUUCCAUUGGACGUUGCCAGUGACGCCUCCGUGAAGGCCGCAGCGGAGACGGUCCGGGAGAAGUUUGGGACGAUGUACGCCAUCGUGAACAACGCAGGCGUGGGCUUCCAGAACUCCAUGGCGGACACGCUGAACAUCAACACCUACGGCCCCAAGCGCGUUUGCGACCACUUCCUUCCCUUGUUGGAUCCGAAGGAGGGUCGCAUAGUCAACACAGCCUCAGCAUCUGGUCCCAACUACAACGCUGGAGCACCAGCCGCUGAGCGCGAGAUGCUAACCAAUCCAGAUGUCACAUGGGAGGAGCUGAGUGCUACCAUGGAAAAGGUGAGUAAAGAUCCAGGAGGUCGACAGCCCUAUGGUUUUUCCAAAGCCUGCUUGAUCGCUUACACCAUGAUGCUGGCACGGGAAAAACCUGAGCUGAAAAUCAACGCCAUGACCCCUGGAUACAUCUUGACAGACAUCACCAGGGGCAUGGGAGCGACCAAACCACCUGAGGAAGGAACCAAGGCGGCCAUCUAUUGCCUUACCGGCGACCUGAAGGGCAAUGGUUGGUACUACGGCUCAGAUGCCUUGAGAAGCCCAAUCGAUCGCUAUCGUGCUCCUGGUGAUCCACCCUAUGAGGGCCCUUGA